AUGGCUUUGGGGACUGGAAACGCGUUCCAGGCGGAACUCGCAGCGCUCCACCGAGGGCUAGUUCACACCUGGGAACUUGGACACCGGACGAUUAUUUGCCAUGUGGAUUGCUUGGUAUUACAGCAAGUGAUACUCAACAAUAGUGAUGUGCAAGAUCACUGGCAUGGCCAGGAAAUCAGCAUGGUUAGAGCCUUGCUUGCUAGGGAUUGGGAUGUCACGCUUAGUUAUGUGCCCCGGGAUCGGAAUGUGGUUGCGGAUGCACUAGCAAAGCUUGCGGUUCAGGAAGGCUGGGAUUGGAAAGUUUGGAGCCUUCCCCCGACAUCGGUGGUGCCUUUACUUUGCCAUGAUAUAGUUUCUUAG
Lotus japonicus is the source of this 360-nucleotide messenger RNA. RefSeq lists its product as uncharacterized. The record is from RefSeq and is a predicted model, not a curated record. Gene Ontology annotation, molecular function: nucleic acid binding; RNA-DNA hybrid ribonuclease activity. The coding region runs from base 1 to 360 and encodes 119 amino acids. Lineage: Eukaryota; Viridiplantae; Streptophyta; Magnoliopsida; Fabales; Fabaceae. The transcript has a single exon.